Penicillium chermesinum is the source of this 429-nucleotide messenger RNA. RefSeq lists its product as uncharacterized. NCBI's taxonomy places the organism in Eukaryota, Fungi, Ascomycota, Eurotiomycetes, Eurotiales, Aspergillaceae. The transcript is spliced from 2 exons. The record is from RefSeq and is a predicted model, not a curated record. The annotation marks the transcript as partial. Gene Ontology annotation, cellular component: mitochondrion.
UUUGAUCCUUACUUAUAUACAAGUGGUCGAUGGCUACGAAACGACAAACGCCAACGCCAGUUACGCCAGAUUGACUUCAACUUUGAUAAACUCUGCCAGAAGAUAGUGGACUUAUCCAACGGAGCAAAAUCUAUUAAGGAUUGUGAGAAAAAGGAGGGCGGUUUCAACAGGGUGUUCGUUUUUACCAUGGACGACAACUCACGUGUCGUGGCACGACUACCGUUUCCAUUAGCUGGGCCCGCAAAAUUAGCCACAGCUUCCGAGGUGGCGACGAUUCAAUAUUUGCAACAGAAAACGAGCAUUCCGAUCCCGAAAAUUCUUGACUGGAGCGACGAUGGGGCAAACAAUAUUGGAAGCGAAUACAUAAUCAUGGAUCAUGCGGCUGGCAUUCAAUUACAUCAGAAAUGGCCCUAUAUGUCGGGUGACCAA